AUGAGGGUUAUUAGAUGGGAAUGUCAUAAGUGGGAUCUAAGCGAAAAUACAUUGGCAGGGACAAUCCCAAUCUCUCUCUCAAAUCUUUCAUCACUGAAUAAUAUAAAUCUAUCAGACAACGAUCUUAGUGGUGAAAUACCAGAAAAACUGCUCCAGGUUGCUCAAUACAACUAUACAGGCAACCACUUGAACUGUAGCCGACAAUCAACUCCAUGUGAAAAACGCACAGCUAAGACAGGCAAACAGAGAGUAAGGGAUAGAUCAAAUGUGAUUGUGCACCGAGAUGUUGAGCUAGUAUGGGGAACAGAAGGGAACAAUCCAGAUUUCACAUUUUUCAAUUAUUCACAAGUUUUGGAUGCUACAAAUGACUUCUCGGUAGAAAAUAAACUUGGGCAAGGUGGCUUCGGUCCUGUUUACAAGGUUAUACAUAGAGAUGUCAAAGCAAGCAAUAUUCUCUUGGACUACGAAAUGAAUCCUAAGAUUUCUGAUUUUGGGAUGGCAAAAAUGUUUAGCUCAAAUGAUAAUGAAGGAAACACAGAAAGGGUUGUUGGCACAUAUGGUUACAUGGCUCCAGAGUAUGCUUCCGAAGGCCUUUUCUCUGUAAAAUCUGAUGUAUUUAGCUUCGGUGUGCUAAUUCUUGAGAUUAUCACUGGAGAAAGAAAUUCAGGUUUCUAUUACCAUGGAAACUUCCUAAACCUACUUGGAUAUGCAUGGAAACUAUGGAAAGAGCAAAGAUGGCCUGAACUUGUGGAUAUAUCAUUGGCUACGAAUGGUUGUACACUAGAGAUGAUGAGGUGCAUCAACAUUGCGUUGCUAUGUGUGCAAGAGAAUGCGAUUGAUAGGCCUACCACAUCAGACGUAGUUGCAAUGCUAGGCAGUGAGGACAUGGCCCUGCCUGAGCCCAAGCACCUAGGAUAUUUCCACGCAAGGGUAGCAAAGGAAGAAGCGUCCACAAUUGCAGAGACAUACAAUAUCAAUGAUGCGACUAUGUCUAGCACACAUGGUAGAUAA
Miscanthus lutarioriparius is the source of this 1011-nucleotide messenger RNA. The record is from the annotation of a GenBank genome assembly. NCBI's taxonomy places the organism in Eukaryota, Viridiplantae, Streptophyta, Magnoliopsida, Poales, Poaceae.